CUCUCUCUCUCUCUCUCUCUCUCUUCCUCGCACUCACAAAGACGACCGAAGAAGCUGUCGAAUGAUACCCCGGAAUUCCUCACCACAAUGGCUACACCGUUACUGGCUGGCCUAGCAGUGGCUGCUGCCGCUCUUGCUGGUAGGUGUGGUAUCCAGGCUUGGCAGUCGUUCAAGGCGAGGCCGCCUAGACCGCGUAGAUUUUACGAAGGCGGUUUCCAACCCAAGAUGACUAGAAGGGAAGCUGCCCUUAUUCUCGGUAUAAGGGAGAGCGCAACUCCAGAUAAAGUCAAGGAAGCGCACAGAAAAGUAAUGGUUGCGAAUCACCCGGAUGCUGGUGGCAGUCACUAUCUCGCUUCUAAGAUCAAUGAAGCCAAGGAUGUCAUGCUGGGGAAGACGAAGGGCAGUGGAUCUGCAUUUUGACGCCGCGUAUUUUGUUUUGCUCCUGGUCUAAGGGGAGGUUUGCUUUGUGCAAAUGAUCGCUUCCUUGGUUAAUAUUCGGACUGAUUAGUUGCAUCUCUCUAAAUCAUCUUUUGAAAAAGCUAACAAGUCGAAGCACUGCAUGCAUCGAACGGGUAGCUGGGUCGGACGAAAUCUCUGGAGAAAACGGCAUCACCACAGAACAUCAGCCUCUGACUACUUGCCGAGGCUCAUGAGGUCGUCGUGACUCAGGACUUUUGUCUUUCAGUAAAUUAUUCUGAGGUGAGGACUUGCGCAUUUGGUGAACCCGUGAUUCUUGUUUUUUGGGUAGCAUAGCAUUAUCUGAAUUCGUGAUUUGUCAACCGCAAGUGGCCCGGAGGUGUCCGGGACAAUAAUGCAGAUGAAACGAGACAUUACAUAUACAUCGGCCAAGAUGAAGUUGGGCCCUUUUCGAAAA
Molecule: messenger RNA, 874 nt
Organism: Rhodamnia argentea
Lineage: Eukaryota; Viridiplantae; Streptophyta; Magnoliopsida; Myrtales; Myrtaceae
Product: mitochondrial import inner membrane translocase subunit TIM14-1-like
Exons: 3
Coding region: 88-420 (110 amino acids)
Biological process (GO): protein import into mitochondrial matrix
Cellular component (GO): PAM complex, Tim23 associated import motor
Molecular function (GO): ATPase activator activity
Source: RefSeq, a predicted model, not a curated record